Raphanus sativus (radish) is the source of this 1289-nucleotide messenger RNA. RefSeq names its product bifunctional L-3-cyanoalanine synthase/cysteine synthase D1. Gene Ontology annotation, molecular function: cysteine synthase activity. Gene Ontology annotation, cellular component: cytoplasm. The transcript is spliced from 11 exons. NCBI's taxonomy places the organism in Eukaryota, Viridiplantae, Streptophyta, Magnoliopsida, Brassicales, Brassicaceae. Bases 129 to 1106 code for a protein of 325 amino acids. The record is from RefSeq and is a predicted model, not a curated record.
UAUGGUAUUAUACGCAACCGUUGCUCUACAUCGCUCUCACUAUUAACACUUCUCUCUCUCUCUCUCUCUCUCUCUUUUGUGGACAGUCUUUCUUCUCUCGAGCUUGGAAUUUCAAAGAUCUUUGUAGCAUGGAGUACUCAGUCAAGGAUGAUGUGACUCAACUGAUAGGUAACACUCCAAUGGUGUACCUGAACAACAUUGUAGAUGGUUGUGUUGCACGUAUUGCCGCUAAGCUUGAAAUGAUGCAGCCUUGCUCUAGUGUCAAGGACAGAAUUGCUUAUGGAAUGAUAAAAGAUGCAGAAGACAAGGGUUUGAUUACUCCCGGAAAGAGCAUAUUGAUUGAGCCAACAUCUGGUAACACCGGGAUUGGUAUAGCAAUGGUUGGGGCAGCUAGAGGUUACAAAGUUGUAAUUACACUGCCUGCAUCAGUCAGCAUUGAGAGAAGAAUCAUUCUUCUAGCAUUAGGUGCAGAGGUUCACCUCACAGAUCCUAAAAAAGGCGUUAUGGGAGUAAUUGUCAAAGCUGAAGAGUUAUUAAGCAAAACUCCAGAUGGUCACAUACUAGAGCAAUUCAGAAACCCUUCAAACCCACAAGAUUCUUUGCAGUCUCAUUACGAGGCCACUGGUCCAGAGAUAUGGAGAGACUCUGCAGAGAAAGUAGAUAUAUUGGUUGUUGGUGUUGGGACUGGUGGAACGAUCUCUGGAGCAGGGAAGUUCCUCAAGGAGAAGAAUCAAGCCGUUAAGGUUUAUGGAGUGGAACCUGCAGAGAGUGCAGUACUCAGUGGAGGGCAACCUGGUCCACAUGGGAUCCAAGGUAUAGGAGCUGGACUCAUCCCAGACAAUUUGGAUUUCAGCGUUCUUGAUGAAGUCCUUCAAGUGACAAGUGUGGAAGCUAUUGAAACAGCCAAACUUCUUGCCCUGAAAGAAGGAUUACUGGUUGGAAUAUCAUCCGGAGCUGCUGCAGCCGCUGCGAUAAAGGUUGCAAAACGACCAGAAAACGCAGGGAAGCUCAUAGUUGUGGUUUUCCCGAGUGGCGGGGAACGGUACUUGUCGACUCCGAUGUUCGACUCGAUCAGAAGUGAAGCGGAGAAUUUGGCAAUUGAAUGAGAGAGACUUAUCCACUGCUACUACUACGUAACUCGGUUCGGUUAUGUAAUAAAGUACCAAGAUACCGGUUUUGUCAUUUUUGAGUUUUGACAUACAUUGAAAGUGUUGUUUGACUUGAAAUGACAUGACGUAAUAUUGUUUUCAAAAUUAAGAAAACUAUAGACAUGCAUGCAUGUACGUAAA